Biomphalaria glabrata is the source of this 842-nucleotide messenger RNA. RefSeq names its product protein SpAN-like. Lineage: Eukaryota; Metazoa; Mollusca; Gastropoda; Planorbidae. The transcript has 3 exons. The coding region runs from base 135 to 551 and encodes 138 amino acids. The record is from RefSeq and is a predicted model, not a curated record.
AAUGUCACAUUUGAACUCCGCCUCAAUGUUCGCCCUAUCGGAAGUCGUCUUCUCUCUCGCUAAAGCCAACAAAAGUGGUUUGGUCUUGCCAGUGUUUACCACUUCAAGUAGGUUACAAAGACUCAACAAUCCCAAUGCAGGUUGAACUCUACAAAAUGGUGUUUUUAUUAGCAGUUUUCGCUCUUUACUGUUGUAGUUUGCACGUGAAAGCCUGCAACGAAACAUUGACUUACCCUUCAGGAGUCAUAACAAGCCCCAACUAUCCAGCUUUUUAUAACGACAGCAUUUAUUGUACUUACGAACUCUACAGCCCAUUUGGAUACAUCAUUAAUCUAAGAGUUGAAGAAGUUGAAUUUGAAUGUUGUGCUGUCAUAAGCGAUUGUGACUAUCUAGAGAUCUAUAAUGGAUCUGAAACAACUCAAUAUGUAGACAGGUUUUGCUCAAACGGUGUGCGCACGUACAGCAGUCAGCAAUUUUUUUUAGUCUUCAGAACAGACCUACAAGGCGGAGAUAUAGGUUUUAAGAUGCUAUACAGCUGGCUGAGUAGGUAACCUAUGUAUAUACUUGUCUUAUUCGAGUGUUUGUGAAUUAUGUUUCUCCUCAUUAAGGAGCUGAUACAGUUUAAAAUAUAUCUCUUUUAAAUGAAGAGCAAUAGAGAAUGACUUAUUCUAUCCGUACUCAUGCAGAACAAUAGGGAAUAUAGAGCAAUGGGGAUAGAGUAAUGGGGAUAGAGCAAUGGGGAUAGAGCAAUGGGGAUAGAGCUAUUGGGAUAGAGCUAUGGGGAUAGAGCUAUGGAGAGCGAUGGGUUUAAGGUUAUGGGGAUAUAGCUAUGGGGAUAAGGC